AUGGCGGCGAUGGAGACAGAUUUGUGGAAGGGGCUGUCACACCAAACAGAACCAAAGGAAGAUACGAUCCUAAAAUCUGGUAUUGCACUCUUUAAACCUCAGAGAAUAAAAAACCAGAACAUUGUUCACCGCUUGGAGCGCCGGCGGAUCAGUUCUGGCAAGGCCGGUACCCACUGGCAUCAGGUUCGAGUGUUUUAUCAGAAUGUCUUUCCCAACUUCACAGUUGUCGAUGUAGAUGAGCCCCCAUGUUUCUUGCAUAAAUUCUCACCUGAUGGCCUCUACUUUCUUGCUUUUUCAUCUGACCUGACAUCGCUUCAAAUCUAUAAGUACCGGGGCUGCCAGGCGGCGGGCACCCUGCUGCAAGGAUUUGAGGGGGAGUUCUUGCCCAGAGGCCGCAAGCAGCCAGCACUCAGCAUCCAGCGCUGGUUCUUCGAAUGCUUUUUUGUCUUGCUGCACAUAAAGAAGCUUACAAUCCUAGGUGAACAUCUGGACCUGGACUGUAGCAUCUUCACUAAUGACAGCAAGUACGUCAUCGUGGGCUCCUCUUCCUAUGUCCAGUAUGAACACCAUCGUCCUUUCUGUGAAAUAUUCUGGAACCAUGAGUCACUAGCCUCCCAUCCGCUGUUCCCUAUAGAGAACUAUUCGCUCUACAUCAUCGACCUCCGCACUGGCCGCUUAUGUGAUAAACGGAUAUUUCUUUGUGAUAAAGUGAUCUUGACAAACAACCAAGGGCUGUACUUGUACAAAAAUACACUAGCCAUCCUGUCACUGCUGCAUCAGAACAUCCAUAUCUUCCAGGUGACUCCUGAUGGCACUUUUAUCGACUUGCGCACCAUUGGCCGCUUCUGCUACGAGGAUGACCUGCUCACAGUGUCAGCUGUUUUUCCUGAGACUCAUCAGUCACGUCAUGCAAACCUGAUCAGUCUUUACAGAGAUACUUUCAUUGAUUGUCUGAAACACAGGAUGCUUGUGUACCUGUGGCGCCAGACAGAACGUUGUGGUAAUUCAAUAGCCAAGCGGAGCUUCUUCCGGUAUUUUGAUCAAAUGUUGAAACUGCACAUGUGUCAACUGCAGCUGCUCGAUGAAAACCAUCUGCUAAUCAAGUACACUGAGAACUUCCUGGAGCUGGAUGUCAUAGAUGCAUCCCAGGCAUCUGUCUUUGUGGUGUACAAUAUGGUGUCAACGGAAGUGAUGGCUGUGUUUGAGAAUUCAUCAGAUGAACUUUUGGAGCUCUUUGGGAACUAUAAUCUCUUCCAAGAUGCUACUCCACACAGUGACAUCCAGUUUCCUUGCUCACCUUCAAGCAACAAUUAUGCAAGACAGAUAAUUCAACAGCAGUUUAAAGACACAAUUAUAAAUGAUAAGUAUGGGGAACAUGGGGAGUCUGGACACUGGCUACUGGAUCACUUCCCUUUCUGUUGCAGUCCCUACCUGGAUAUGACUCUCUUUAGCUAUGAUAGCAACUGUGUGUCAGUCAUGGAGCAGCCCAAGGCUUACGAAGAUCGCCCUAUCAGGUUUUAUGCUCAAGACUCAGGUCUGCUUAAGUUUCAAAUGCAGACAGGCUUAGUUGGCCGCCCCACUAACCGUAAGGUGAAACGCCUUGUUUCCUUCAUUUUUCAUCCAUCUGAGCCUUUUGCUAUCUCUGUGCAGAAGUCUAAUGCAGAGUAUAUUGUUAAUUUCCAUGUGCGACACAACAGCACAUAG
Messenger RNA from Perognathus longimembris pacificus (Pacific pocket mouse), 1704 nucleotides. Its product is annotated as DET1 homolog. The record is from RefSeq and is a predicted model, not a curated record. The transcript has a single exon. The coding region runs from base 1 to 1704 and encodes 567 amino acids. Gene Ontology annotation, molecular function: ubiquitin protein ligase binding; ubiquitin-like ligase-substrate adaptor activity. NCBI's taxonomy places the organism in Eukaryota, Metazoa, Chordata, Mammalia, Rodentia, Heteromyidae. Gene Ontology annotation, biological process: protein ubiquitination; positive regulation of proteasomal ubiquitin-dependent protein catabolic process. Gene Ontology annotation, cellular component: nucleus; cullin-RING ubiquitin ligase complex.